This is a messenger RNA of Micropterus dolomieu (smallmouth bass), 1267 nucleotides long. RefSeq names its product putative histone-lysine N-methyltransferase PRDM6. Gene Ontology annotation, cellular component: nucleus. NCBI's taxonomy places the organism in Eukaryota, Metazoa, Chordata, Actinopteri, Centrarchiformes, Centrarchidae. The record is from RefSeq and is a predicted model, not a curated record. The transcript is spliced from 5 exons. Bases 1 to 1200 code for a protein of 399 amino acids. Gene Ontology annotation, molecular function: protein binding.
AUGCUGAAGCCGGGAGACCUGAGCGGCUCGGCCUUCUUGAAGGUGGACCCGUCCUACCUGCAGCACUGGCAGCAGCUCUUCCCUCAGGCGCAGCUGAAGGCUCCUCUGGCCCCGCCACCGCCUCCACCUGACCGCCUCUCCAUCCCCAUGGACAGCCUGCGCCCAUCCCGCUUGCACAGCCACCUCCUGGCCUCCACACACUGCACCUCCUCUUCUUCUUCUUCUUCUACAUCCUCCUCCUCAGCUUCCUCUUCAGCAGUGGCGACAGCAUCAGCUCUCACCCCGUCCUCCAUCUCCAUCUCCACCUCGGCAGGGAUCUCCCAGCUGCCCGUCCCCCAGCAGAUCGCACUCUUCGGGCAGGCGUUGGCCCCGGUAUGUACCGGGCCUGGAGGACCUGGAGGAGGAGGAGGACCAGGAGGGGGGGGAGGAGGAGACCUGAUGGUGGUAGUCCCUCCGGAGAACCAGCACGGUCACAACCCAGCAGCGGGGCUUCUCCAUCAGGCCAAAGAGCAGAGCUGUGGCGGGGUCGGCGUGGUGUCGUCCAGCGUGAAGAGCAGCGGCAGCGGAGGAGGAGGAGAGGAGGGAGGCAAAGGAGCGACGGGGAGGUUCAAGCUGACGUCGGAGGAGCUGGACUACUACCUGUACGGACAGCAGAGGAUGGAGAUCAUCCCACUGAGCAACCACACAGGAGAGGUCAACAACCGUUGUGACAUGUGUGCAGACAACAGGAACGGUGAGUGUCCGAUGCACGGACCUCUUCACUCUCUGCGUCGACUCGUCGGCACCAGCAGCACGGCGGCUCCCGUCACCUUGCCGGACGUCCCUGAUUGGCUCAGAGACCUGCCCAGAGAGGUGUGUCUGUGCACCAGUACAGUUCCUGGUCUGGGUUAUGGGAUCUGUGCGGCUCAGAGGAUCCCUCAGGGAACCUGGAUCGGUCCAUUUCAGGGAGUCCCUCUGCUUGUGGACAAACUGCAGUCGGGAGCGGUCAGAAACACCAGACACCUGUGGGAGAUCUAUGACGCAGAGGGGACGUUACAGCACUUUAUUGAUGGUAAUGAUCCCAGUAAGUCGAGCUGGAUGAGGUAUAUCCGCUGUGCCAGACACUGUGGGGAGCAGAACAUGAUGGUUGUACAGUACAGCACCUCUGUGAUCAACUGCCGCCACUCCCAGACAUACACCAAACAUGUUAUGACUUCCUGAACUGGGAUGGCUCUGGGCUGAACAAAUAAGAAACCUCCCCAAAGCACAUGCACGGCUACAUAAAUGG